This is a messenger RNA of Dissoconium aciculare CBS 342.82, 1800 nucleotides long. RefSeq names its product asparaginyl-tRNA synthetase. The record is from RefSeq and is a predicted model, not a curated record. The coding region runs from base 1 to 1734 and encodes 577 amino acids. Gene Ontology annotation, molecular function: asparagine-tRNA ligase activity; ATP binding; nucleic acid binding. The transcript has a single exon. Gene Ontology annotation, cellular component: cytoplasm. Gene Ontology annotation, biological process: asparaginyl-tRNA aminoacylation. Lineage: Eukaryota; Fungi; Ascomycota; Dothideomycetes; Mycosphaerellales; Dissoconiaceae.
AUGGCAGACGCGACGAAACCGACGAUUCACAUCGACGAGGUCACAGGCAAGGACUCCUCCGAUGCUGAUGGCUCCGAAUCAAAGCCUUUCCAGACCAUCCAAUAUGCCUACCUACAACACUCCGAUCAGGUGCAAUACCUCGUCAAGAAGCAAGAAGGCGAUGAGACGGAAGCCACAUACAAGCCGGCAGCCAAGGCCGCUCUGAAGAAGGCUGCCAACUAUGCCGAUGUCCAGAAGAAAAAGGCGAGCAAAGAGAAGGAGCUGGCAAUCCGUCAACAGAAAGAAGAUGAGGAGCGUCAGCGGGUCUAUGAGGAUGCCAAGAAGAUCAUCAUCACCGAAGACAAGAGCCUGCCCAAGGCUGUCAAAAUUCACCUCGCCGAGACACGACCCGAGAUCGUCAAGCUGGGCGCCGGAGAUCGACCCAAAGAUGUGGACUACAGCAGCGCCGGUCGAGGAACACGAGUUCGUGUCAUGGGUCGCGUCCACCGAGAGCGGAAACAGAAAGAGGUGCUGUUCGUGACAUUGCGCGAUGGGUAUGGUUUCAUGCAGUGUGUCUUGACCGGACCUCUGGCCAAGACCUACGAUGCGCUCACCCUCACUCGUGAGACAAGUAUGUUGAUUGUUGGCGAGAUGUGGGAGGUUCCCGCCGGUGCUCACGCUCCGCUCAACCGCGAACUGCACGCGGAUUACUUUGAGAUUGUCGGAAAGGCGCCAGGCGGUGACGACGCCAUCACCAACAAAGUCCAAGCCAAGGGUGAUGCACAAACUUUGCUGGAUAUGCGACAUUUGGUCCUUCGUGGCGAGACUGCAUCUGCUGUAUUGCUGGUCCGUGACGCUGUCGAACACGCAUUCAAUUUGAAAUACCACGAACUUGGCUAUGUCAAGGUCUCUCCUCCUGCACUUGUGCAAACUCAAGUCGAGGGAGGAAGCACUCUGUUCUCUUUUGACUACUACGGCGAACAAGCCUACCUCACCCAAUCGUCCCAACUCUACCUCGAAACCGCCAUUCCCUUUGCCGGCAACGUCUACUGUAUCGAAAAAUCCUUCCGCGCCGAGAAAUCCCUCACCCGUCGCCACUUGUCUGAGUACACGCACGUCGAAGCCGAACUCGACUUCAUCACCUUCGACGACCUGCUCGACCACCUCGAAGAGCUCAUCUGCGGCGUGUUAGAAAUCGUCCUCGGCAACCCACGCAUCGCCGCGCUCCUUAAAGACCUCCAUCCAGAAUUCACCAUGCCCGAACGGCCCUUCAAACGCAUGCGCUACAGCGACGCCAUCGACUGGCUCGUGGAGCAUAACAUCCCCAACGAAAACGACCAACCGCACAGCUUCGGUGACGACAUCGCCGAAGCCGCAGAGCGCCGCAUGACGGACAUCAUCAACCGCCCCAUUUUCCUCACCCACUUCCCCACCGAGAUCAAGGCCUUCUACAUGGCGCGCGACAAAGACGAUCCGCGGGUGACGGAGUCCGUCGACUGCCUGAUGCCCGGCGUCGGGGAAAUCGUCGGUGGAAGCAUGCGCAUGUGGGACUACGACGAACUCAUGGCGGCGUACAAGCGCGAGGAGAUGGAUCCCGCGCCCUACUACUGGUACACGGAUCAGCGCCGUUACGGAACGAGUCCUCACGGCGGCUAUGGAUUGGGGCUGGAGCGGUUUUUGGCCUGGUUGUGCAAGCAGCACACCGUCCGGGAUACUUGUCUGUAUCCGAGAUAUAUGGGCAGAUGUAAGCCUUGAAACGGGGGGCUUUUCUUUCUUUACUUGGGUUGGAAAAUCCGCGCUGUUUGGAGGCAGGAGGGCGGA